This is a messenger RNA of Durotheca rogersii, 2226 nucleotides long. RefSeq lists its product as uncharacterized. Bases 94 to 2115 code for a protein of 673 amino acids. NCBI's taxonomy places the organism in Eukaryota, Fungi, Ascomycota, Sordariomycetes, Xylariales, Xylariaceae. The record is from RefSeq and is a predicted model, not a curated record. The transcript has 2 exons.
UGCGAACGAUUCCUGCCAACUAUCGUUAUUUCAGUCGCCAGCCCGCCAGGAUAUUCCGAUGGGACGGCGCCGCUCGUGUAAUGCGACCAUACGAUGACACGACGCCGGACGUUGGUAUUGCUGUGCUGGGCGCUCUGGCUAACGGGAGGCGAAGGGCUGGGCAGCGCCGCAGCGGCCCAGCUUGCGACUGGGACCAGAGGGCAGAGCGACACGGCAAAAGGGUUCAUCGGGUUUGAAGGGGCGGUGUCGAGGCGGAACACGGGCGACGAUGAGCAGCAACAUCUCAGAGAGACAUACACGCGACCAUCGGAUCCCCUUCGAUUGACCAUUACAUCACCGCCGGCUCCGGUGCCCACGGCCUGGCCAGAGAGGUUGCAGCUUCAAAAUCGGCAGGAUGACGGGAGGCCAAUAAACGACGACGGCGGCGACAAUGGGGCGGCAUCUCCUCCUCCUCUAGCCAUCCCGGAGGCGUUCACGGAUGCAAGCACCAGAAUAUCGAGCAGUGUGUCGAGCAGCGUGUCGAGCAGGGUAUCGUCCUUUUUCACCUCCGCCAUGAUGUCGCUCUCGUCUGCUUCGUUUAGGGACGUCCAAUCUGCGCUCAGGGCCGGGCGUGAAGAGGGGGCGGCGUCAGCGACGGCGGAACGCAACUCUACCGCAUCGGCCACCGUCUCGGCGUCGGAAGGCGCCAGUAUUGCUGCUAGCUCUUCAUCCCAACCGACGGCCACCGCGACAGACAACGCCGAAGUAAUCGCGAGCAUCCGGGCGAGCGCGAGCAGAGCGAUAGAAGAGGCGAGAAUCAGCGCAAGCAGCAGUGCACAGAGUGCCGUCGAUGCUGCGAGCGCUAGCGCCAGCGCCGCCAUGGCCAGCGCAGUCGUCGCCCCCGACCAAGGCUCGAACCUAACCCCGGGCCAGAUCGUAGGCAUCGUGAUAGCGGUCGCCUUCAUAGCGUCGCUGCUGUCGGCCCUGGCCACCUGCCUCUUCAUGCGUUGGCGCAGGAAGAGACAAGAGCGGCGGGAUCUUGGCGCCAGCAAGUUCGAGCCCGAGUCGCCGCUCGAAUUCGGGGCGGAAGGGCUGGCCCCUCUUCCCGACAUACCUCCCGGCGAGAUAUCGUCGUUUCCUAAUUACAGCCCCAUCUACAACUCCAUGCGCACCGUCCCAGCGGCGGCAGGCCGCGACAGAGAACCGGACCUGGAUGUCGACUUCGCCUUCAACCUCGGCCAGAAACCGCCCGCCGCGCUGCCGGCAGCACCAGCGCCGCCGCAGCUCGACGCCGCGCGCCCGCUAUUGAUGUCCCACAGCGCGCGCCCGCUCUCCGUGCCGGGCCCCGACGGCACCAGCCCGAUCCUGCCCGUGUCGCCGCUCAGCGUCUCGGGCGACGCGAGCGCGCCGCUCGGCCACAGCGUCAGCAGCGUCAGCGCCAGCAGCAGCCGCGGCAGCCGCGGCGGCCGAAACAACAACAGCGGCGACGCCUCGGCUGCGCCGCUGCCCCCGCUGCCGCCGCCGCCGCCGGCUCGCCAGCGCUCCAUGACCACCGGCGCCUUCGGCACCGCGCCGCUCUUCCUCAAGCCGCCGUUCGCGCGCGGGCCCGGGAAGAAGAACACGGCUGCCGUCGACGCCCCCCCCGAGCCCGGCAAUCCCCUUUCCAUGCACCCGGUGCUGCGCGCGGACCCCGGGACCGUGGGCGCCGACACGAUCGGCGUCGGGCUCAGCGGCGACGUGUUCGCGCUGGCGCACGGCCGCAGCCUGUCCGAGGGCGGCGUGGCCCCGCGCCACAUCGCCAUGCUACUGCAGCGUCCGCCGCUGCCGCCGCCGUUGCCGUCGUCGUCGUCGUCGUCGCGCCCCCAGCUCCAGAUCCGCCCCCCCGCCGCCGGUGAAGGCGUCCCCAACUACAGGUACGCGUCGUCGGGCUCCUCGCACGGCUCUAGCGCGCCCCUCGCCGCCCUGGCGCCCCCCCGCCCCCCCGCCAAGUACAGCCUCACCCCGACGCUGCUGCCCAUCCAGGUGCCGAGCCCGAGGCGGCCCCCCGACAGCUACCACUACUAUAACCAUAGCCAGAGCGCCUUGUCGACGCCCCGGCAGGAGGACCACCCGCGGCUGACGCCGUCACCGUGGUAACGUAGUGUCUAGCCCACAUUCAUUAACCACCUAUUAUUUAUCUACUUUUUUGUUCUUCCAAAUUAUAUACCCCUCGCGAGGACCCUCCAUAGGGAGUACUCGUUUAUUGAU